Molecule: messenger RNA, 3346 nt
Organism: Scatophagus argus
Lineage: Eukaryota; Metazoa; Chordata; Actinopteri; Scatophagidae
Gene: plekha1b
Product: pleckstrin homology domain containing, family A (phosphoinositide binding specific) member 1b
Exons: 12
Coding region: 260-1543 (427 amino acids)
Cellular component (GO): membrane; cytoplasm
Molecular function (GO): PDZ domain binding
Source: RefSeq, a predicted model, not a curated record
CUCCGCUUUGACAAGCCGUGUGCCACCACACGGUCACACCGCGUUGUCCACGGCCAGACAUCCUCCACAGAACAUAACAACUCAUCAGAGCGAAGUGUCGAAGAGUCAGCUAAUGGAGGCGGGAGAGGAAACCGCUCGGUGUUUUCAGGCCUGUGACAGCAGUUUGAUCUCCACGGGGGGAGCAGAGCGCUGAUGGGUUUAUUUAUUCGGAUGGCGUUCCUGUGAUGCCCCAGGGCGGGCUCAGCUGGUCGGGGUCGCGAUGCCUUACGUGGACCGACAGAAUCGCUUCUGCGGCUUCCUGGACAUCGAGGAGAAUGAGGGCAGCGGCAAGUUCCUGCGCCGAUACUUCAUCCUGGACACUCAGCAGGGCAGCCUGCUGUGGUAUAUGGACAACCCACAGAAUCUGCCUCAAGGUGCAGAGAGGGUGGGCUCUCUCAGUCUCACCUACAUCUCCAAGGUCAGCGAUGCCACCAAACUCAGACCAAAGGCAGAGUUCUGCUUUGUUAUAAACGCAGGAAUGAGGAAGUUUUAUCUGCAGGCCAACGACCAGCAGGAUUUGGUGGAGUGGAUCAGUGUCCUCAACAACGCCACCAAGAUUACAGUGCCAAAGCCCGGCGAGGGUCACACUGCCCACACAGAGACGCCCCAGGAGAUACUGGGAGCCACGAAGCAGGUCUCCUACAGGACCGAGAUCAUAGGAGGAGUCCCCAUCAUCACUGCUACGCAGGAGCAGGGGGAGGGGCAGAACGGGGCAGAGCGUGGAGGAUUGAAGCGGGGUCAGAAUCAGCUUCCCUACUUCCUGUCCAGAGGAGCACAGGACCAGACUGUCAUCAAGGCUGGAUACUGUGUCAAACAGGGAGCUGUGAUGAAGAACUGGAAGAGGAGGUACUUCACGCUGGAUGAAAACGCCGUCAGCUACUACAAAUCUGACCUGGAGAGGGAAGCGCUGAAGGUCAUCCCGCUGAAGGAGAUCCAUAAAGUUCAGGAGUGCAAACAGAGUGACCUGAUGAUGAGGGACAACCUGUUUGAGAUGGUCACCUCCUCCAGGACCUUCUACGUACAGGCUGACAGUCCAGAGGACAUGCACAGCUGGAUUAAGGCCAUCUCAGGGGCCAUCGUGGCUCAGCGCGGCUCCGGACGCUCGGCUAACACCGAGCACAGUGACCUCUCUCCCAUCACAACAUCUUCCUCCACCUUCUACUACUCUCUUGACCAGAAACCGCUCCACCCACAAUCCCCCUCCAGCACCACCUCAGCGGGCCCUCAGCCUCACACUGGACACGCACCACCAGGACAACUUCCUGGGCCUGCUUCCGUGGCGGCUGAGUGGCGUCCAGUCUGUGACGAUGCCCCUCCCGUCAGCGCGCUCCCGCCUGUCGCUGCAGGAGACGGUGCGAUCUUCGAAGUGACGGAGGGGGAAAAUGAGUCACCAUGGAAACGGCGCAGCGAAAUCUCCCGGCUGGGAUUUGUCAACAGCAGAGGCGGGGAGGAGCCCAGCAGUUGCACCAAUGAGAAUUCUGACCUGCAGAUAACCCUGAUUUGAUGAGGUCAAACGCGGUGAUGACGACGACGAUGAUGAUGAUGAUGAUCACUUCUGCACGAGCUUCAUGUGCUCAGAGUGCAGAGAAAACUACCUGACUGGUCAAAAGAUCCGCCUACAAAACUUUCUGGGACCAUUUUGUUGUGUAUGUGCGCACAUGUGGAGUAAGACCGUCUUCUGCUGUUUUCUUCCCUCACUUUUGUCUUCCUGGGUGUUAUUUACAAAGUAGUGCUGCUGGCAAACAAAAACUGUGUUGUCAUGCAGAAAAGAACCGUGAACCCUGCUCAGCGCACAAAGAUGUGAGGGUUUCAUGAGCCGUGUAAGAAACAGACAAACCAAAUGUUACCGCUGUCAAAAGCUUAGGUGUCAGUUAUCUGUCAGUUAUCUGCUGACUAAUCCAGCUUCUCAGUUUAUUUUUGAAGACAAUCCCUCUUAAUAUUAUGAACUCUCUAAUCCUGAAUUUCCACUGGAGAACUCAAACGUCUCCUUUCUGAAAAUGUCAUCCCGUCAAACACGUCCGCGCUUUAGUCAGAGAUUUCUGCACUUUGUUUACAUCUUCAUCAACAAACUUGUUCAAAUGAUUCAUAAGCCAGCAGGUCAUUCGUUUCCCAAAGGUGUGGUCACACUGAUGCCAGGUCACACUGGCAUUUAUUGCAGUUAAAUCACACAUCUGAUGGGUUGAUUUCCUUGUAAUCAGUGGAUUCACAGGUGGAGGUGUUCACUUCCACUUGUGUGAUCUUUGAACCGAGAGCUUUGGAGUCCAUUAGUCGUAUUAGCUGUGCUGCUUCUGCCACAGAAAGGAAGCGGCGUGGUUUGAGUGGAUGGUGCAAAUGUCUGUGGUCAGUGACGGUGCUGCUGGGCUCAUUUGACUGUGUAGCAGCAGCUUAUUACCAGCUAACUUCCAGCGGCGCCUGUUUUGUGGAGACGUGCGUGUAAUUUGGAUGUGCACUCAGAUGCAUUUAGUUUGUAAGCUAAACAUAAAAUACCAUCAACAAACCUCCAGCAGUUAUCGUUGUCAGCAUUUUUCUCAAAGUGUGAGAUCCGUCAGUGCUUUUCCCCGUCCACACGUGCAGCAACUGCCACAUUAUGUGGCUUUUACAUGCAACUGAAAGCAUCAUAUUUCUGAAAUGGUGGAUUCAAACCUUCUCUGAAUUCAAAGAAGAUUGUAAAUCUUUCAGCUGAAGCAAAAACGUAAAAAGCAAAAAUUUCCCAAAGUGGUGACGUCUGAUUUUGAUAGAUGUUAUUGUGGGCUCUUCGCUGUGCAGCAGCAUGAGUGACGUGUGGAGGGACUGAUCUUCAUUCUGCUCACCUCCUGCUCUGUACCUUCAUGUGGCCGCUCCGUUGUAACUCCUGCAGAACGUUUUUAACCUGCACAUGUGGGGAGACGUGAAAACAAACUGUUGAUUUGUUGACCUGUAAAUGUUGUUUUUGGACUUUUAGGGAGCUGCGAGAGCUCUUCACUCUGUACUGGAUGUGGGUGUCUCUUCUGUUCUGAUGUGGUUUUAAUGAUUUUAUUAUUCACGGUGAUGAGAUGUGAGAUGCUUUUGAGGAAACUAUAACACACACACACCCAUAUGUAUGUAUGUGUUAAAUAUAUAUGUUGUUUACUGACUUUUAUAAACGUGUGCACGACUGCAUGCACACACACCCUCCCCUGCCGAUCCCUGUUAGACAUAAGCUGGGUAAAGUGCCUGCGCUGUUCCUUCUGAAGAGGUGCUGAAAAAUGACAAACUGUGUGGACCCGUUUUGGUGUGUUCUUCAUUCUGAGACCAUGUGCUUUGUUUAUUAAAAGAAAACUGAAACUAA